Molecule: messenger RNA, 2455 nt
Organism: Cercospora beticola
Lineage: Eukaryota; Fungi; Ascomycota; Dothideomycetes; Mycosphaerellales; Mycosphaerellaceae
Source: RefSeq, a predicted model, not a curated record
GAUUUAUGUGCCAAGCAGAGCUGACAAAGAAGUAGGUCAAGUUGGCAGUGAAGAUGCUAAGAUAAGACAUCACUUUGCGGUAGAGUUUCGGGCGUGGAUGGAAAUAGGUGGAGUUGCACAUGCUGCGUAACACCACACCUUGUACCUGCAUACAAUGACCCGCUUUUCUCUUCCUUUGCCAAGACUGGUUACAUUGUGCAGGUCUCCUUCCGUCACAGAUACAAUGCCUGUCAGCUGUUCCGCGGAUCCAAGGCACACGUUGCAUCCCUUGGCAGCCAUGUGAAAAUGAUCUUGAUGUGAUGGCGGCAGGCUGAUAGCGGGCCGAACAUUCCAUCGACAAACAGCCCCGUCAACGAACCAAAGAACCACAGCAACAAGAUUGUGCAGCCAAGCAAAAACAUAUCCAAAGUUCGCGCAGCAAACGGACACGCGUCUCGCAGACACUCGCUGCAUGGCAUACGUGGGAGGCAUCCGGAAUAUCUCAAAGCUCUCCGGCUGUGGAGAAGUCAAAGUCCGGUAGCACAGAAAAUCAGCCUCCACGAGAAGUUUAUGCCUUGCUCCGCUUUCGUUACAUAGCAAUCUUUUUAUCGUUCGACCUGCAACACGAUGACCAGGUUCGUUUUCGCAGUUGCAGCUGCAUUGGCUGUUGGCAAGGUCGCUUCGGAAGUAUCCCUUUGUGGGCAGUUCGAGACGCACACAGAAUGUGCGUAGCCGCUCAACAAUAAUGCUUGGGACAAGGACGAUGAGUCGGGAUCUAUCUGUACAUAUGCUUGUGAAGACUGCCGCGAUGCGAUCUCAUUCUACUCCGUCUGGAACUGGACCACACAGGAUCCCGUUCGAGUUCACGCCUACCCACACGUAGAGCUGAGGUCCGAACGACUUCCACUACAACUGGGCGAACUGCGUACGCUCAAGAUCGCAGCCUCCUGGUCACUGGCUCCAGUGUCAUUGAUAGAUGGCACAUCGCAAGAUCCCACUACAGAGCCAGUUGCCGGCGCACUCGAAGACAAUGACGUGCAAGCCAACGUCGUACUUGACGUCUUUGCAGAUGCAGAUGUAGAGAAGAGUCGGACGCCCGCCCAGCAGACCUACGAAUUGAUGGUGUGGGUUGGUGUCUUCGGCAACGCUUCAUGGCCAAUAGGCAUGAAUGAACCAAGAGAUCCUCCCGUGAUCAUGAGCUUAGACGACAUCGAUUUCACACUCUACAACGGCACAAAUUCCAGAGGCCAACUCGUCUACUCCUGGGUUGCGGACCAGACGUCACCGACAUUCGACCUGGACUUUGCGCCUCUGCUCAACUACUUACAGAGAAGAGAGGGGAUACCAGAAGACGUAUAUGUUGGGACCGUGCAAUUCGGUUCCGAAACGUUCUAUUCUGAUAGUCCGAUGAACUUCUCAGUGUCAUCGUUCGAAGCUGAGGUCGAGCGCGGGACGCCAGCAGCGGACUCAGACUCAGACCCAGAGAGCGUUGGCAAUAUGCUUGGAGUGCCAGAGUUUGGUAUGGGGCAGAAUGGCUUCAUCGCCCUGUGCUGCUUGCUGGUGGCAUACGUAAUGGUCUCUUGAACAUGAGUGCAGAGCUAGCACCUGAUUGCUUAGUCGCAGAAUAAGUCUAUAAUUACAGAUGUGGCCACUCCGACUGGAACAGUGUUUCUUCCGGUCCCAUGCCACGUUCUGAUUCAAUUCAGCAGGGAUAGUUUCAUGCACUCUACCCCCUCUCCGAGUGAUGCAUGAGGUGUCUUCCAGAAGACCGUUCUGUGUGGUGGUCUCGAAUGGUGCACUAGCGGAUGGCCGCGAUCGCGCGUAAAAGUACCAUUUGGGCGAUUGCAAGCGCUGCGUCCGGCGGCCGAUCGGCAUGCCGAGCUGAAACUUGGCUCAACCGCCGGCCAGGUCUAUGGGCCUGCCAUCUGCCGGCAUCAGAACCCACUGAUCGAUUGUGAGCGGUGAGACUCUCUUGCAUAUGGGAGUGACGCAGAGUCGCCUCCCCAGCAUCGACUCGACCAAAUUUUUCGUAAAGCGACUGAGCGACAUAAGAGCUAACUUCCCAGUGUCUCGAAUCGAUACAUGAGUAGCCUCAUUUAGUGCUCUGAGGUGGCAUAAGCGCUCUCCGGGCCCAUCAACAGUGUGACUGUCAGGAGACGUUGCUUUCAUGUCCGUUGUCGAGAGCUCGAGAGCAGUAAAGUAUGAAAUUACACGGCGACGCGUCUCAACGAUCACGUUGAGGGACAGUCUGAAGUUCGUGUCUCCAGCCCGAUAUGGACCCCGCCGAACCGCCUAGUCUUGAGCAGUCUUCAUGAUAUCUCUCUAAACAGCUUCAGUGAAAGGGCUUUCUUCGUGCAGUCGCUUCAGCUUAGGAUCUCGUUUCCAGGAUCCGUACAAUCUUGCCCUCAUCGUCCAAGGUUUUUCGUUUAGCCUUACACUGACGUCUUCCAUAUACCUUGCAUUGUGCUGGUCUCCU